AUGUUGUCGAAGAAAGAUACACACAUCGUUGUGACGCCUAUCCCUGGCUUUAUCCCUCGCCAGCUUGCCUUGGAUAUCCUUCACUCGCAUGGAGAAAUCAUCACGCUUAACCCGUUGGUUCUGUCGCAUCGCCCCAUCACCGCUCCUCGCAACGCUUCGCCCGACGAGUUCUACAGCACUUGGUACGAAAUCACAGAGCGAAUCCAAUAUGUUCCCGGCAUGGGCAAGAUAGGCUCCGGCCAAAUUCAGUUUAACGGCUGCUUCCACAACAUGCCCUGGGGCCUACAGACUCACAUCUACGCUCCCAUGGGUAUCGACCUGCGACACCGCUACCGCAUUGCGGGCAACCAGCCUGGCAUCGAGCCGCCAGAGCCCCAUGAGCUGGGCAACGAGAAGCUCGGCGUCCCAAAGGAGGGCCUUUACCUACGCACCGAGUCUGAAAUCAAGUGCAACAUUGCCAUGAUGAGCUUCGUCAAGGGCCAGCUCAAGCAGGCCAACAAACUCAUGGUCGACCGCAUCAUCAAAAAGGCCGAGCUUCUCGACGCCGGUAUCCUGCAGGCCAUGAUGGAAGACGGCAAGCUCAAGACGGUCAACCCCAACGAUCGCUCGCAGACUUUCCGCACCAGCAUCGCUGCACCACCGACGCCCGCAUCACAGCACGGCACUCCAUACAUGCCGCCCGUUUCGCCCGACCUCUCCCACUCUCGCCCCAAUUCAGUGUCACCCGCGCCGUACCACAGCCUCAACAGACACUCUAGCCAGGUCAGCCACUUUAGCCAGCAGUUUACACCGCAGCAACAGCAGCAGGGCUUUGUUCCGCAAGCAGGUCCUCUGCCAUCCAAGGAUUCUCAGGGUUUCGCUAUGGAGCUCCCCGGAGACAUGAACUAUCUCCAAACCAGCCCUCCUCCCCCCAACUACCAGCAAGACCCCCACUCACGUCAUGUCUCUGUCAGCUCAACCCAAAACUGGCAGGGCUAUGCUCAGGGUCAACAGCAAGGCCACCCUGCUCAGUAUCAGCAGCCACAACAGUUGCAGCCACAGAUGAGCUUUACGGCUGAGCUUGGCAAUACUGAGAUUCCCCAUGCUGCAGCCCCGGCCAAAUAA
[Torrubiella] hemipterigena is the source of this 1104-nucleotide messenger RNA. Lineage: Eukaryota; Fungi; Ascomycota; Sordariomycetes; Hypocreales; Clavicipitaceae. The record is from the annotation of a GenBank genome assembly.